Oncorhynchus nerka (sockeye salmon) is the source of this 2579-nucleotide messenger RNA. RefSeq names its product glomulin, FKBP associated protein a (gene glmna). The coding region runs from base 158 to 1771 and encodes 537 amino acids. NCBI's taxonomy places the organism in Eukaryota, Metazoa, Chordata, Actinopteri, Salmoniformes, Salmonidae. The transcript has 18 exons. The record is from RefSeq and is a predicted model, not a curated record. Gene Ontology annotation, cellular component: cytoplasm. Gene Ontology annotation, molecular function: ubiquitin-protein transferase inhibitor activity.
CAACUUUGACCUGUGACGUAUUACAUCUACGGCAAUUCAUCAGGGUCAACGCUGCCGAAACACUUCCGAAUCCACGCGACUGACAUUGUCUCCGAUAAUUGGCAUGAGUGUUUAGUGAAGAGAUACCCUCUGUUGGAGAACAGCCGAGACAACGAGGAUGGCUCUAGAACAACUAAGUGAUAUCGUCCAGAGAUGUCAAGUCAUCCAAGAUGACAACUAUACGACUGAGGAUUAUUCCGUGUUCCAGAUAGCUGGACGUACCUGUCUAGAGGAUGGAGAGAGUGCUCAGGUUCUGAGUAUCGUCCUAGAUGAGGAAAAUAAGAACAUAGUGAGAUGUAUGGGCUGGAACCUGCUGGGUCCUCUGGUUCAGAUUCUGCUGAAGAAGGAGGAAAAUAAUCUUCCUCACUGCCUCGCCAUCCUCGCACACCUGCUGGAGGUUUGCAGUCCCAAGGAGCUACUGGUUGGCUUGCUGGAGCAGGUUGAGGAGGCUCACCCUGACUCCAUCGCAGAGACCGUCAUCCUCCUGCUGCAGCCACUACAGAAAGUGUUGUUGCGGCUGGGCAGCCGGAAGGCCUCCUCGGUGGGCAUGGCUCUCUCCACUCUGCUGGACCAGGUGGCCAGGCUGCCCGUGCCCCAGACUAAGGAGCAGGAGGAGGACGACGUGUUCAGCCUGUGCCGCUGCUGCUCGGCCCUGCUGCUCUUUGUCAGGCCCUUCGUGGAGGAGGCCAAGCAGAGCAGGACGCCCAAAGAGGAUGAGCUGAGGACUGAGCUGCUCAAGUUCAGUAUGAAGAGUCUUUGUGAGCCUCUUCUGGAGGUGCAGCUGAAGGAUCCUGAAACCCUAGCAGAAUCUCCCCUCAGGAACUUUGCCACAGAGAUUCUGGGCAUCUUGUCAGACAUCGGGGAGUCCCUCCCUGACCUACUGUCUCACAGCCUGCUGAGGAGGAGAGAGGUGCCUGGGUUCCUGGAGGAAGAGGUGUGCUACCCCAAAGAGUCUCUGGCCUGCCUGGCCUACCUGCUGUUCGUACAGCACAUUGCCAUGGAUAGUUUCCCCACAGUCUUCAACUCAGUGUUUAUUCUUCAGUGUAAUAUGGAAUACAUCAACCUCUUCUUGAGCAGAACGGAAGAAUCCAGACUGCAGAAAGGACUGGACCUGUAUGAAAAGAGCCUGGUUAGGGUUGAGGACAACAGUCUCCCAGUCCAGCUAAUGGAGCUCAAAUCUUUCUUCAGUGUCCCUCAGAACUUGGUGAAAGUCAUGACAUUGUGUCCAAUUCAGCAUUUGAGAACUAAAGGACUAAAAGUACUGCAGUUGAGCAUCGAUAAAUUUGACACGGAAGCCAAAUACAAAUUCUUCCAGUGCAUGCUGAAGACAAGUCACCAUGCAGGAGUAGAGGGCUACAUCAUCAAGAACAUCAAAAACCAGAUCGACUUUGCCUUUAAGCCGGACAAGGGUAACGAGUGGUUCAUGGGGCCACACCUGUUCCCUCUCCUGCGUCAGGUGCUGUGUCUCCCCCAGGGUCCUGAGACCGACCUCCUACAGAACCUGGACAGGGUGAUGGAGUCUCUGAACCUGCUGCGCUAUUUACUCAUCAGAGACAAAGCGUGGAGGAACCAGACGGGGAUCUGGACUGAGCUGUAUAAGAUUGAGGACUACUACAUGAAGCCACUACGCACAGGGUUGAACAUGUCCAAAGCCCACUACGAGGCUGAGCUCCAGAACACCAAAGACAACAGCAAGAAGACCAAUGCUAAAGGUCACAGUUAUGAAAACUAGGACACUAAAGAAGCCUUUCUACUGACUCUGAAAAACACCAAAAGAAAGAUGCCCAGGGUCCCUGCUCAUCUGUGUGAACGUGCCUAAGGCAUGCUGCAAGGAGGCAUGAGGACUACAGAUGUGGCCAGGGAAAUAAAUUGCAAUGUCCUUACUGUGAGACGCCUAAGACAGCGCUACAGGAAGACCGGACAGACAGCUGAUCGUCCACGCAGUGGCAGACCACGUGUAACAACACCUGUACAGGAUCGGUACAUUCGGACAUCACACCUGCGGGACAGGUACACAAUGGCAACAACUGCCCGGGUUACGCCAGGAAUGCACAAUCCCUCCAUCAGUGCUCAGACUGUCCGCAAUAGGCUGAGAGAGGCUGGACUGAGGGCUUGUAGGCCUGUUGUAAGGCAGGUCCUCACCAGACAUCACCGGCAACAACGUCGCCUACGGGCACAAACCCACCGUCGCUGGACCAGACAGGACUGGCAAAAAGUGCUCUUCACUGACGAGUUGUGGUUUUGUCUCACCAGGGGUCAUGGUCGGAUUCGCAUUUAUCGUUGAAAGAAUGAGCGUUACACCGAGGCCUGUACCUUGGAGUGGGAUCAAUUUGGAGGUAGAGGGUCCGUCAUGGUCUGGGGCGGUUUGUCACAGCAUCAUCGCAGGCAAUCUCAAAGCUGUGAAAAUAAACGCAGUUGGCAGUGCGAGGACAUUUAUUUUUUUGCCGAGUUUACUUCUGUGGUGUCUAUUUUGGCUCCUUAGGGAACGAAUUGGCUUUCUAUCCAUGUUUUCUUCAUGUGAUAGUAACUUCUGUUUGUCU